Molecule: messenger RNA, 916 nt
Organism: Arachis stenosperma
Lineage: Eukaryota; Viridiplantae; Streptophyta; Magnoliopsida; Fabales; Fabaceae
Product: non-specific lipid transfer protein GPI-anchored 5-like
Exons: 3
Coding region: 175-669 (164 amino acids)
Biological process (GO): lipid transport
Molecular function (GO): lipid binding
Source: RefSeq, a predicted model, not a curated record
CAAGUACCUUUAAUUAGUUCCCAUCAUUGAGAGGUAGUUCACCCACAUAAACCUGCUUUUUUUUUCACAUUGAUUUCUGUUGCAUCUUCCCUUAUAAAAAGCCAUAAAGUCUCCUCAUACCAAACCAUCCCAGUCAAUCAAAUAGAAGAGUAUUAUCAAGCAGCUUAAUUUCCAAUGGCAGGAGGGAAAGUAGAGAUACUGGUGGUGGUGGUGGUGGUGGCAAUCGGCAUGAUGUUGGGAGGAGCGAAGGCGCAAUCGAGUUGCACAAGUGCGUUGGUGAACCUGUCACCAUGCCUAAACUACAUUCAAGGGAGAUCAUCAACUCCAAGUUCAGGGUGCUGCUCACAGCUUUCAAAUGUAGUGAGAUCAGAACCACAGUGCCUGUGCCAGGUUCUUAGCGGAGGAGCUUCAUCGUCCCUUGGCAUCACCAUCAACCAAACUCAGGCUCUUGCUUUGCCUGGUGCUUGCAGAGUCAACACCCCACCCGUUAGCCAGUGCAAAGCUGCAUCACCAGCAGAAUCUCCAAAUUCAGGAACUAGUGGAGCUGGAAGCGGGACGAUACCCACUACAGAUGGCGGAGCCUCGAGUGGGAAUUCAAUCAAGUUAUCAGUUCCUAUGCUCUUCAUUGUUUUUGCUGCAACAUGUGCUUCAACCUUCAGGAUAUACUGAUUCCUUAGUUUUAGUCCCCUUCAUAGUUAUUAUAGUUUUUCUCUUAUAUAUUGGUCAUGAUUAUUACUAUUGUACCUUCUUUUUUUUUUCUUCUCGAAUAUGUUGUCGUUAUUAUGGAGUUUCCGACUUUCCUUAGGUUAUAUAUUCAUUUUUGUGACUUCUAACUAGCUGCUAGCUAGUGUGGGAUACAUAUACAUGGUCUUGUAUUAUCCUUCCUAUUAUAAAUAUUUUUAUUUUUUAUUUUUUA